Messenger RNA from Closterium sp. Naga37s-1, 1314 nucleotides. The record is from the annotation of a GenBank genome assembly. Lineage: Eukaryota; Viridiplantae; Streptophyta; Zygnematophyceae; Desmidiales; Closteriaceae.
AUGCCUGUAGCGCUUGGCGACGAGAUGCAUUAUCCGCCACUGUCCUUUAUCGCGGCGUCUGCUGUGGCUGUUCCUCCGGUUGCAUCGGCUCCUGCACGGGCGGCUGCGGCGAUGUCGCCGAAUCACGCUCCGUUGCCUGCUCCUCCCGCUGCGCCGGCUCCUGCGACUGUUGUGGCGCAUCCUCCUGCUGAGAAGUCUGCUCUUGCUGUUCCGCCGUCAGAGGUGCCGAGCCUCGCGGCGCCACCUGGUGUGUCCGCUCCCGCUGCUGCGCCUGUUCCCCUCGGUCUCUCUGCUGCGCCGGGAGCGCCCGCUCCCCCUGGGGAGUUUGCUGCUCCCCCUGCAUCUGUCCCUGACGCCCCCGUUGUUCCGGCCGCUUCUGUCCCCGUCGCGCCUGCGCCGGAAUCUGCUUCGUCGCCGAAGGCGGCGUCCGCCACCACUGGCGGCCCUGCCCCGAUGGUCGCGCCUCCGGCCGUGGACUCGACUGCACCUGUUGUGCCGCCGACGGCCCCGGGGGCGCAGACGUCUCGUCCUCCGUCGCCGGACCGCCGCCAAUCCCGCCCCCAUUCUCCCGCGCCUCAGCAGGAGCGCGAGUCGUCGCGGCGCCAGCGAAACUCUCCUCGGCGCUACCAGCAGCAGGCCCAGUGGCCUGGUCACCCCGGUGGCAAUGGGGGCUGGAGGGGUCCCCGCGGGCGUGGUGGUGGCGGGGCAUACCGCCCGCCCGUAACAAUGGCUGAUCUUCAGCGGGAAGUGUCGAGGGCGGUGCGCGAGGAGAGGGCGGCACAAAGCCAGAGUAGUUCGCUGCGCGCCGCACCGGCGCAUGUGGAUCCUCGUCAGGCUCUGCCUCCCGUGGGCCUUGCACCUGCUGCUGCGCUUCCUCCUCAUCCUCAUGCCCCAUCGCCUCCCGCUCCUGCUGCCUCUGCCGCUGCUCCUGGCUCGCGUCUCCGCCUGUGGCGGGUGUGGAGUUCGUGGCUGCUGGUGGUGGGGCGGCGGGGGCGCAGGACACCCCUUAUCCUGCUGCGGACGACCCGCUUCCCUUCUUGGCGGUGGCGCUUCAGCCACCGCAGACCCGUGCCGCGCGAGACCUGUCUGGACGCGGCGGACCAGCUCGCGCAGCUGCUGGCGCCCGCGUUGGCUGCGCCCGCAGAGGGUGGCGCUGCGGCUGUGGGACAGCUCGACGAGGCUGUCCGGGGUUUAAGGCGGUACUUGCGCGCUGGAUCUGGAGCCGCGGCGAUCGGCGCAAGUACGCUGGUGGUCCGGGAGCUGUGGCGGACCUUAACUGGCAUUCUCCAUGCCCUUGGAGCUCACCGGAUGUAG